GUAUAUCCUUGUUUAAAGUCGCUCGUACCAUGGCGUCCUACAUUUUGUCUGUAAUUUUGUUCAUCGUAGUCUUAACUGUUGUUUCUGUAGCUGCAUCUGAAGAUGAAACGCCUUUCGAUUGUCCUGCAAAUGAACGUUAUGUCAAAUGCCAAUUGGCAGUGUGUAUAAAAACUUGCGAGCACUUAAGGAAUAUGCCACCUUGCCCAUCUAUUGCUGCGGGAUGCUAUAAGCCUGCUUGUGUCUGUAACCACGGCUUCCUAAGAAAUUUAAACGGAGUCUGCGUGCGUAUAGUUGACUGUGGUUUUGAGGUACCAGACCAUAUGAAAGAUUAUUAAGUGCUGUAAUUUAUUAUUUUUUUAAUAAAUAAUGUUAUGCUACGUAA
Spodoptera litura is the source of this 382-nucleotide messenger RNA. RefSeq lists its product as uncharacterized. NCBI's taxonomy places the organism in Eukaryota, Metazoa, Arthropoda, Insecta, Lepidoptera, Noctuidae. The record is from RefSeq and is a predicted model, not a curated record.